Messenger RNA from Raphanus sativus (radish), 1991 nucleotides. RefSeq lists its product as uncharacterized. The transcript has 2 exons. NCBI's taxonomy places the organism in Eukaryota, Viridiplantae, Streptophyta, Magnoliopsida, Brassicales, Brassicaceae. The record is from RefSeq and is a predicted model, not a curated record. The coding region runs from base 1273 to 1782 and encodes 169 amino acids.
UUGUCUUUUGUUAUUCUUUAUUCAGCUAUCGGGCCAUAUUCGGGUCCAACAGUUGCCCCUAGCUCUCAAGAUUAGGUUUUGUUAUUCUCGGGAGCUAGACCUAGCCCCCCAACCUAGAUCUUAUGGUUGAGAUAAUGAUUACGGGCUAUCUCAACCAUAUAUAAUUUCGCUCGAUCGGACGGCUGUAAUUCUUCUUUAAUUAAAUCGAUGACUCAGAUUAAAGAGAGUUUGAAAUGUGGUUUCCGAUUUUCGAGACGUGAUGGGAUAUAAAGCUGAGAGAAUUAACUGCUUGUCUCUCCACUUCCUCCACGCCUCUCGACGGUUUCCAAGGUAAUUCUCCUCUUUCCUUUAUUUUACUGCGCUUUGUUAUAUUUUUUUAUCCGUUUCUUGAUCGAACUAGUUCUUCAUUCUUAACUCUCUCUGAGAUUUCGUCUUAGUCCGAUUCCUCUCUUUUGCUUCCUAUUUUCCUUUCCUUUUACUAUCAUGAGUCAAAAAGAAGGUUCCGGCGAGGUUCAAAUCUCAGCCUCCGGUGCCCGCAUUAUGAAGGUCAAGCGGGAAGCCGGUGAAAAGAUGACAGAAGCCAAGAAGAAGAAGGUUAAAGACUCGAUCGAAGCGAGAGUCAAGAGGAUGAAGAAGAAAGGUGGCAAGAGCGCCUCCUCUGGACCUCACUUCCCUUUGCUCUUGAAGAGUCAAGACGUCGUCAAUCUUGCUGUUCAAGCCCACGGCAAGAGUGACCUAGCUAGAGCUUGCACCGAAGAUGAAACCCCCGAAACCGUUCCGGAGGGUUAGUUUUGCAUUCAUGAGAAAUAUAUCUCUAAGUGUCAUCUUAGAUUCCCUCUCCCCAUUCUCUUGCUAGAUCUCCUAGAUCAUUACCAGCUGGCCCUUUCUCAACUCUGUCCAUCGGUUAUCCGAGUGAUAAACGGGUUCAUCACUAGGGCCAAGGAGGAAGGAGUUAUCGUGGGGUUGACUGAGCUAAUGAGUCUCUUCUCUAUAAAGGAGAGUACUUCCAAGGAUGGCGGAAGCGGUACCUACUACCUCCCCUAUCGUCCAGGGCUAGGCAUCUUCAAGUUCACGGCCAGUGAUGAUGACUGGCGGAAGAAGUACUUUUAUGUCAAGAUUGACCCCUCGACGGUUCCUGUAGGCCGAGACCUCAGGACCUCUUGGUCUGACAUUUCUCGUUAGGAUUUUAGGGAUAUGUUUGCAUGUCUUUUUUUUGCUUAUCGUGAUGUGCUAAUUGUCUUUUGACUCCUUUUUGCAGAAGUUGAGGACCCUAUGAAGUUGUCCAGUAAACUCCCCAGAGCUCUUUACAGGAAGCUGCAGCACAGCCCUAACACUUGGGGAGCUUAUACCACUUCGAGAGUUGGGUCAGCUAGGUUUCCUGAACGAUACAAGGCGUCCUUCCCUGAUUCAGUGAUGGUUGCCGGUUUAGAAGUCUCUGAAGGUGAUUCGGUAUUCGAAGUUUCGUCCGGAGCAAGUACUUCUGAGAAGACUCAGUCACAAAAGAUGCCUAUUCAGCCCUCCUUCCGUUCCAGGGGUAGAUCGACCAAGGCUGCUAGCUCCUCUAGAGGAAGCGACAAGAACCAAAGAGGAUCCUUCCUUGACUCUGUGAAGGAAGCCCUUGACGAGGGAGGCUCUGCUCCUGCUAAAGGUGUUGGUUCUUCAGAGCCCAAAGUUCAGGAAGUUGGUCUUCCCUCCGAGGUUCCAAUGACGGAAACUGAUCCUCAGAUGGCGAGGGAUCCCUCAGAGCUUGAGCCUCCGAGGAGCAAGAGGUCUCGGACAUAACAAGUUGACAGACCCUCGAGGUCUUCCUCCUCCUCUUCUAGGGGGGAACCGUUGGCUGGAACUUUGCUCAUUCGAAGCCUGGGUCAGUCUUGGACGACUCAUGGGGUUUAGCUACGUUAAUGAGGCAUAUGAAGAGAACUGGAUGUGCUCUCCCCUCCAUCGCUAACCUCUCCAACAAAGAGGAGUAUGUUGACACUUCCCAUCACAUG